Molecule: messenger RNA, 878 nt
Organism: Aspergillus heteromorphus CBS 117.55
Lineage: Eukaryota; Fungi; Ascomycota; Eurotiomycetes; Eurotiales; Aspergillaceae
Exons: 3
Coding region: 69-800 (243 amino acids)
Source: RefSeq, a predicted model, not a curated record
GAGCUACUCAUCCUGUCAAUCACUCUCGCAAUAGCGAAUCCCUCAACCACACUCGAGAUAACCCAGCCAUGAAGCUCAUUGUAGCUGGUGCAACCGGUCUGGUGGGAUCUGAGAUAAUCAGACAAUGCCUGCAGAUGAGCGAGAUCACUCAGAUUAUCGCACUGGCUCGCAAACCGGUCUUGAUUGAAGAUGGAACUGACCCGACCUCGGAGCUAACAAGUGUCGUGAUUCGGGACUACGGUGAGUAUUCCGACGACACACGGGCUGAGUUCGCCGGGGCAGAUGCCUGCAUAUGGACUGUUGCUGUGACACCAUUCAGAACAGGAAGCUUUGAUUUCGCCGAGGUCAAGCGCGUGUGUCAAGACUGUACUCUCGCAGGGUUCAAGGCCAUGUACGAAGCUGGGCCCACGCGACCUUUCCGAUUCUUGUACUUCAGCGCCGAUGGCACGCCCAGGGACCCAAGCAAAAAGCCAGCCAUCAUGGGUGAUUACCAAGUCAUGCGCUGCGAAACAGAGCUCAUGGUCCUUCACCUUCCCGCCGAGUACCCAGGAGUCGAGGUCUGCAUCGCUCAGCCCGGAGUGGUAGUGAAUUCCACGUCCGUGUCAAGAGCAGUAGUGGCCUCGCUGUUCCGUGUCGUCAACACCUUCACACGCUCCAUCCCAAAUAUCCACCGGGCGGAACUUUCGGCGGCGGUGUUGGACCUAGCCGUGAAGGGAUUCGACAAGGAGACGGUUACAAAUACUGAGCUGGUUUGCCGUGGACAGGCAGCGUUAAAAUAUACGGCGGAGUCUAAGAAUUAGGCAGAUGUGACGGGUGAAGAUGGACGACAUCAUUUUUAUUCUUAGUCUUGCCAGGAUGGUCUUAUUCGUAAUAAUCAC